AUGCAUUUUAGAGGUUUAUAGAAUUUAGGAAAUACUUGCUAUAUGAAUAGUUUUAUUCAAGCCUUGCAUCUUUGCAGUGAUUUCAGAUAACAAGUAUUAGAUUUUGAAAUUAACAGAAUCGCUUAGUAAUUAUAAGAUUACACUUAAAAUAAACAACUUGGAAACAAACCAAAUGUAGGUUUAUUAUUGUAAUUAUAAUAAUUAUUUGCUUUUCUUUCAUUUUCUGCUAGAGAAAGCAUCAAUCCUAUCCGAUUUAGAAUGACCUUACCAGAUUAAUUUAAAAACAAUUACAAUUAACAUGAUGCUAAUGAAUUUGGAAAAAUCCUCUUAGAUGAGAUUGAGACUAAUCUUAAAAAACUCAAAAUCUAUGAAGUAAACUAUUUAUACUAUUUAGAAUUUAAUAAAAGAUUCUUUUUAAGGCUAAAUAGAAUGGACAAUUGAAUGUUUAAAUUGCAAUUAAAUAUUCAAAACAUAGGAAGACAUCUUAGAUUUAAGUUUAUCAAUCCCUAAUACAAAUUCAAUCAAACUUGAAGAAUUGAUUGAAGAAAAUUGUAAACCUGAGAUUAUGGAUGGUGAUAAUUAAUAUUAAUGUGAUAAUUGUAAUUCAAAAACUAAUGCUAAAAGACAUUUCACAAUUAAGAAAACUGCUUAGAAUUUUAUUAUUACGCUUAAUAGAUUUGAUUUCAAAUAUUCAGGAAACACUAAAAUCUUAACAAAAGUUGAUAUUCCUAAUAAAAUCCAAAUAAAUUAACAAAGUUUAUUUUUAUAAGCAGUAAUUGUUCAUUCUGGAGCUCAAAUUAAUUAUGGACAUUACUUCACUCUUUCUAGAUAUACUUUAUUAAAUGAUGAAUAAAUAUGUAGAUAUCCUUGCAUUUAAACUGCUUUAUAGAAUUUGUAUGUCUAAUAGACUCCCUAUAUUUUAUUUUAUAAAACUGAUUAUCCAUAUUAAGUAGCAAAGAUUAAGUAAAAUUUUUUGAAGAAUAUUAUUGAUCAGGAUAAUUAAAACUAUAUGAAUUUGAAGUAAUAAAAUUAAUAACAAUAAUAAUAAAUGAUAGUUUAAAAUUAAUAAACUUUCAACUAAAAGAAUGAUGAUGAUGACGAUGAUUAUGGAUAAUAAGGGAAUUAAGGAGUACAAAAUCGUAUAAUUUUUUGA
This is a messenger RNA of Paramecium sonneborni, 1153 nucleotides long. Lineage: Eukaryota; Ciliophora; Oligohymenophorea; Peniculida; Parameciidae. The record is from the annotation of a GenBank genome assembly.